Molecule: messenger RNA, 1462 nt
Organism: Symsagittifera roscoffensis
Lineage: Eukaryota; Metazoa; Xenacoelomorpha; Acoela; Convolutidae
Exons: 2
Coding region: 332-1192 (286 amino acids)
Biological process (GO): signal transduction
Source: RefSeq, a predicted model, not a curated record
UGUGUUCGUCACAAUAUAUUUUAGCUAGAUGAAACGUGUAAAAUAAGCAAAAAAUCUAGUUUUCAUCUUUCAUUCUGUAUUCGUCAUUUUAUGCAAAAGCGACGGACAGAUUUCAAAUCUAGAAAACGGCCAUUCAAUUUUAAGUACCAUCUAUAUUAAAAAGCAAUAAAGUUUUCGUUUACUUCACGGACUGUCAAACUUUUUUUGAAAAAACUUUGAGAGACUCCUUUUUUGCAACCGAUCUGAACAAAAAGCACUUAAUUACAAACCAAGCGUUAAACUGAAAUCAGCAACUUCAACAGCCGCAGUCGCAGUGAGUUUGUAGAGGAACAUGUCUCACAUUAUGUUGUCGUACCAGUGGGACAUUCAGGGGGUGGUGAAAAAGGUGUUCGAGCGACUCACUGAAGAUGGAUUCCCAGUUUGGAUGGACAUCGAAGGUGGCAUGUCUUCAAACAUCAAUGACAGCAUGGCGUUUGGAGUUGACAACGCCAUUGUCGUCAUUCCCUUCAUGACUCCAAAGUACGCCGACUCGAAAAACUGCAAAAAGGAACUCAACUACGCAGACGCUCAAAAUAAGGAAAUAGUCCCAAUAAUGGCAGAAAAAGACUACAAAGCUGUAGGCUGGCUAGGGCUAAUAACAGCUGGAUUGCUCUGGAUUGAUUUCAGAAACCCUGGAACCAUAUCCACCAGUGUAGUUUCACUCGAGAAAGAGCUUCAACAUCGCUGCUCAGAUUUGGAAUUAGCUAAACCUAUCAGCACGAAGCAAGCACCGGCACCGUUCAAAGGCAGAGCAUUCCGAAACUCAAAAACAGGGAAGUUCCUCGCAGAGUCUGGCGAAGUUAAGUAUCACCAGGCUAGCGGUAGCCGCAGCACGCUAGUGUUGCGGGACAACCCGGAAGCAACGAGCUACUGGGUCGAGGAACGACAUCCGAGCAACAAAGAAGUCGUGUUUUAUAAGAACUUCGCGACGAAUAUGUACCUCGGCUAUGACGCGAAUGGAGACUACAUUUACACGAAGAGCGAACACUACGGAGCCGAAGAGUGGAAUCUAGUUGCAGAAGAUACCUCGCAUAACGGCGAACGAGCUGUGGUGAUAUUUGCAUGUUAUGGGAAGAGGUUCUUAGCGGUUCGAAAUGGAAAACUAACUGGCGUUGCUUCCAGAGAUGCUGAUUGUGUCUGGAUUCUGGAAUGAGACAGGAGCAGAUUUGACGCCCACGAGACGUGUGAAUGUGUCAAAAGGAAAGCGUGAUAAUGAUACAUGCACUAUACUGAACUGUAUUCUUGAUUAACCAGGGCAUUUUGCAUCAUUUUCCUUAGAUAUAUCAGAAAAAAAAAUAUUCAUUAAUUUCCAAACACAAAAAUCAGAUACAGCGCUAAAUAAAAAAAAACCGUAAUAACUUUUAAAAUCAAAAAUAGUCUGUAACCGUUGGUUUAUCAAUUUAUCUGUAUUAUGAAACUUGAA